AUGAUGGCAACAGAAUCAUUAGCGAGCAUAACACCCAUGGAAUCUCUUGUGAAGAAUUUUAUCGAUCUAAAUAUCAAAUCAAUUAUUUCGGAUCCGAAUGUAGACAGAUCACAAUUAGAACAAUAUGCCGCUUUUCCACUUGAUGUUUCUCCAAUUCAUUUGGCUACUAAGAAGGCAUCUAUUUGUAGUUUGGACAAGGACGUCAUCUCAUUCCUCUUUCAUGACACUGGAUACUCUGAAAGAGCUCCUUUUCACGGAAAUUCAAAGUUGAAAAAGUUUGUGGCGUGCCAUACCAUAUUAGCAUUCAAUGUUUAUGAUAUUCACAGAGAUAAUUUAGAUGUUGACAAAGCUAAUCAUGAGAAAGCUUCUGUUGGGGAGGAUAUUGAAAAAGAUGACGGCUUAAUGACAUCAAUUUUCGAAAUAAUCAUACAAGAAAAAUUUUCAGUUGUGUGGAAUCAUCGUAAGGAAUAUGCGAAUAGCUAUCAUUCACUACUCAUGAAUAACAACUUUGUAUUGCAGCUAUUGGAAGAAUUCAAACCAACAUCUCCAGGAUUGUUGGACAAGAGUGACAUGCUGGCUUUUUUAUUCGCCAAAUUGAAGGCUUUAGAUUUAGAAAAUGCUUACUAUCCUAAAGUUCACUCCUUCUACGAAAAGUUGUUUUCGCAAUACUCCAUUCAAAACAUUUGGAAAUUUGCAAAGCUGGCAUUCUUUGACAGCACUCGGUUCACGAACGAUGAUUUUAAAUAUGCGAGAGAACAUAAUGAAUACAAAGUGUGGGCAAGUCCAAGACAAGUCUUUAAGGAAUAUCACAUUUUGGAUGCAAUCAGAAAAGCACCCUUUGAUCAGUACCGCAAGGAGCCUCACCAUGGUGGCGGAGACGAUUGUAUAAUUCUUUAA
This is a messenger RNA of Naegleria lovaniensis, 897 nucleotides long. RefSeq lists its product as uncharacterized. The record is from RefSeq and is a predicted model, not a curated record. The transcript has a single exon. NCBI's taxonomy places the organism in Eukaryota, Heterolobosea, Eutetramitea, Acrasida, Naegleriidae. The coding region runs from base 1 to 897 and encodes 298 amino acids.